Paecilomyces variotii is the source of this 901-nucleotide messenger RNA. Its product is annotated as putative glutathione-dependent formaldehyde-activating enzyme. The coding region runs from base 178 to 741 and encodes 187 amino acids. Gene Ontology annotation, biological process: formaldehyde catabolic process. The transcript has a single exon. The record is from RefSeq and is a predicted model, not a curated record. Gene Ontology annotation, molecular function: S-(hydroxymethyl)glutathione synthase activity; zinc ion binding. NCBI's taxonomy places the organism in Eukaryota, Fungi, Ascomycota, Eurotiomycetes, Eurotiales, Thermoascaceae.
UGACGGGAGUUGGGCCCGAGAUGGGCCCGAGCUGGACAUAUAUAUACCGUCUCACCAUGACUCCCAAGGUCCUUGACGAACAGUUCCAGAAUCAAUCUUUGUCUACCUUGUGAGCACGCUAUACAAUCCGGAGUCCAAUCAUCGUCAAGGAAACAUAAGGCUAUACAAGUCCCCAAAAUGGCCCUUCACCUCCACCCUCUUAUCGACAACGGCAUCACCAAGGGUGACCCCAACUUCAACGGUGGAAAGCUGUACUGCCACUGCCCCAGUGACAAAGUCGAAGUGACUCUGGGUGGAAAUGUCGCUCACAACCACGCAUGCGGAUGCUCUAAGUGCUGGAAACCCGAAGGAUCUCUCUUCUCGGUUGUCGGAGUCAUUCCGAAGGAGAAGGUCACUGUGACUGCUCACCCAGAAAAGCUCGAGAUCGUCGACAAGAGCGCCGCCAUCCAGCGAAACCGAUGCAAGAAGUGUGGAGUGCACCUGUUCGGUCGCAUCGAGAUCGACCAUCCCUUUAAGGGUCUCGACUUCGUUCACGUCGAGUUGUCCGACAAGAAGGGCUGGCAGGAGCCUCAAUUUGCUGCCUUCGUUUCCUCUAUCAUCGAGCAGGGCUUCAACCCGGACCGUAUGGGCGAGGUCCGCGGCAAGUUCAAGUCUGUGGGGUUGGAGACAUACGAUACACUGUCGCCGACCCUUAUGGAUCUCAUCGCUGCUUACACUGCUAAGAAGGCGGGGAAGUUGUGAGGGAAAGAUAAUUGGAAGCUUUGCAGGGGCCCUAACCACAACGAUUACGUGGUGACGAUCAUGCAAUGCUUAGCAGGUCUAUUUUCAAAACCUUGGAAUGUAUAUAUCAUUUUAUAACGAACAAUAAAAGUACGAAUGAAUAUGACACAUUAACUGCCGG